Molecule: messenger RNA, 1614 nt
Organism: Aspergillus pseudotamarii
Lineage: Eukaryota; Fungi; Ascomycota; Eurotiomycetes; Eurotiales; Aspergillaceae
Exons: 6
Coding region: 1-1614 (537 amino acids)
Biological process (GO): DNA-templated transcription; regulation of DNA-templated transcription
Cellular component (GO): nucleus
Molecular function (GO): DNA binding; zinc ion binding; DNA-binding transcription factor activity, RNA polymerase II-specific
Source: RefSeq, a predicted model, not a curated record
AUGGCAGAUCAGCAAAAGCCUAGCUCGCGAGCUAUUAACGCAUGUCUCACCUGCCGCAAGCAGAAACGGAAGUGUACGAAAGAGAGACCUAAAUGUUCCGUCUGUCGGAAGACUGGGCGGGUCUGCGACUACACCCCUAUUGGCAGAAGCGCCGCGACAGCUACAGACAAUACUACUGGAAGUCCAGAUUCCCAGGAAACCGGUGAAAAUGCCGCUUUCUCCAGCAGAAGCAUUCAUCUGAGCGGAUAUGAGUCAAGUACAACGGCUGUUGGUUCCUCGAUUACGAACGGUCUCUCCACUCUGUUUCUCGACUCCGAUGUUCCUCGGGAUCAAAGUUACCCGGAAUCCAACCGACACAUCUCUCUGCCGCCCGAAUGCCUCCGUUAUCUCCGGAGUCCGGAAUCACCGCAAAGGCGGACUUGGCACCGGGUUAUCUGCUUGAUCGAGACUGAAGCUCGUUUCUUGACAGUUUCCAAAUUGCGGCUGUACCAGCAACUUUCGAAUGCGGAUCGUAUAAAUGACCCUGAUCUUGGUCUUCUAUUAAUAGCGAUGCAAUUGCACACGCGGUCAUGUAGCGAAGUUGAAUCUGGCGAUGCAGAACUUUACAGAUCUGCAAAGGCUUGCCAUGUGUAUGUUGAGAGCAGCAAUGUCUUCUCCAUAAAGGUAGUGCAAGCGUUGCUGUUGAUUGCAUUAUAUGAGAUAUCGAAUGCUAUCUAUCCCACGGCAUAUCUGACAGUGGGGCAUUGCGCACGACUGGGACAUGCUAUGGGGAUUCACCAGCGCAGUGAUGCGCCGCAGAUGCUUAACCGAGUAGGCACCUGGGUCGAGCUUGAGGAAAGACGUCGCACUUGGUGGGCCGUAAUCAUAUUGGACAGAUAUGUCAACCUAGGCGGCAGGAACCGCCCACUUGCGUGUGAAGAUGCACAACCAGAGGAUUUACUUCCUGCAGAUGACAAGUCCUGGGAUCGUGGUGAAAUCACGGUAGUGGAACCGCUCGCAGUCCGCGCCAACACGACAAUUGAAGUUUGUCCGUUCACACGAACCUGUCAAGCAGCGCACGUACUCACCCGUGUACUUGGUCAUUUGAACGAUCGCAACGCCGACGUCGACUUUCGAUACAAAGAGGCGAUGCAGCUGCAUCGCACCGCCCAGGCACUAUCGUAUACACUCUCAAACGAACUGGAACAAUGGAUCGAGAAAGUAUACGACCCAACCGCGCACCUUCCACUGUUUUCUGCCAUUGGAAUCUGUUACAGUGCGUCACUCCUCCUAUAUGACAGAUACUGUUGUGGCGGUAUUAGUGGGGUAGCAGGGAAUGUAGAAGUACAACAAAUGGCGCUCUCCAACAUCAAUGAGGUAUCUGGGGCUGUCCUUAAUUUCGCAAAAAGCAUUCGCUCGGCCAUGGAUCUUGGUGGGGCUCUCAGAAUGAGUCCCUUGGUACUUGACUGUCUGUAUCAGGCUGCGGCAAAUCUUAUGUGGCAGAGUCGCGAGACCGGAAAUUCAGACUUCUUAAACAUGGCGAAUGAGAUCCAGAAUGUCCUCGAGGUCCUUGGGGCGAGAUGGAAGGCCCCCCGCGCGUAUCUGUCAAUUCUUCAAAAUGGUGGUCAUUGCUGA